Molecule: messenger RNA, 4803 nt
Organism: Jaminaea rosea
Lineage: Eukaryota; Fungi; Basidiomycota; Exobasidiomycetes; Microstromatales
Product: myosin V
Exons: 2
Coding region: 1-4803 (1600 amino acids)
Biological process (GO): actin filament organization; vesicle transport along actin filament
Cellular component (GO): actin cytoskeleton; cytoplasm; myosin complex
Molecular function (GO): ATP binding; actin filament binding; microfilament motor activity
Source: RefSeq, a predicted model, not a curated record
AUGGCCUCGAGCGAAGCGAUGACAGCUCUCUCCCCCUACGUGCCCGGUACGCGCGCCUGGUUCACUGACAAGGACCUUGGCUGGAUCUCUGCCACGCAGUCUGGCAAAGUGGGCGUCAACGAAGCGACAGGGGAAGUCACCAUUGAAUUCACCCUGGACGACGAUGAGUCGCAGCGAGUGGUCAAGACGUCACUGGAGAAGCUGCGUGGGAAGCAACGUGACGAGCAGCUGCCACCUCUGAGGAAUCCGCCGUUGCUUGAAGCGACCGACGACUUGACGAAUCUGUCCUAUCUCAAUGAGCCGGCGGUUCUGCACGCCAUCCUCAGCCGCUACUCGCAGCGCCUCAUCUACACUUACUCGGGCAUCGUGCUCAUCGCCGUCAACCCCUUCUUCGCCCUCAACCUCUACAGCCCCGAGAUCAUCCAAGCCUAUUCUGGCAAGCGUCGAGGCGAGCUCGAGCCUCACUUGUUUGCCAUCGCAGAGGACGCUUAUCGUUGCAUGAUCCGCGAUGAAAAGGACCAGACCAUCGUCGUCAGCGGCGAGUCAGGGGCGGGAAAGACUGUUUCGGCCAAGUACAUCAUGCGCUACUUUGCUACGGUGGAAGACCCAGAUCGGCCAGGCAGCAGGAGGGCAGCAGCGAACAGCGCUGCCCAGGCCAGUGGGACUGCUUCUUCGUCGGCGGCAGCCAGCAUGAGCGAAACGGAGAGGCAGAUUUUGGCUACGAACCCCAUUAUGGAGGCAUUUGGUAACGCCAAGACUACGAGGAACGACAACUCGUCGCGAUUCGGCAAGUACAUCGAGAUCCUCUUCGACCGAAACCAUGAGAUUGUUGGGGCCAAGAUUCGUACAUACCUACUGGAGCGAUCUCGUCUCGUCUACCAGCCAGAAAAUGAGCGCAACUACCACAUCUUCUACCAGCUCUGCGCUGGUGCACCGGCCUCGGAGCGCAAAGAGCUCGGCCUCGAUGACGCUUCCAAGUUCCACUACCUCAAUCAAGGAGGCAACAAGACGAUCACGGGAGUUGACGAUGCGAAGGACUUUAAGGAGACACAACAAGCGCUGGGCACCGUUGGCCUUACCGUCGAGCGCCAGUGGUCAAUCUUCCGACUCCUCGCAGCGCUGCUGCACUUGGGCAACGUCGAGAUUGGCGCCACCCGCAAUGACGCCAUGCUUGCGCAGGACGAGCCCAGUCUCUUCAUCGCUGCGAAGCUCCUCGGAAUUGACCUGGCCGAGUUCCGAAAGUGGACCGUCAAGAAGCAAAUUGUCACCCGCGGCGAGAAGAUUGUCUCCAACCUCACGCAGGCUCAAGCCGUCGUCGUGCGCGACUCAGUAGCCAAGUACGUCUACUCAUGCCUCUUCGAAUGGCUCGUCGACCAGCUCAACCACAGCCUCGCGCUGGGUUCUGCAGACGCCCGCAAGUCCAUGAUCGGUGUGCUGGACAUCUAUGGAUUUGAGCGCUUCAAGGUGAACUCCUUCGAGCAGUUCUGCAUCAACUACGCAAACGAGCGACUGCAGCACGAGUUUAACAGGCACGUCUUCAAGCUCGAGCAGGACGAGUACAUGGCAGAAGAGAUUUCGUGGACUUUCAUUGACUUCUCGGACAAUCAGCCUACAAUCGACAUGAUUGAGAGCAGGCUAGGUAUCUUGUCGUUGCUCGACGAGGAGAGCCGCCUGCCCUCGGGUGCGGAUGCGUCUUUCCUUCAGAAGCUCUACACACAGAUGGAGCGCAAGCCCGAGUACAAGAAUUCGUUCAAGAAGCCGCGAUUCGGGCAGAGCGCCUUCACUGUUUGCCACUACGCCCUCGACGUCGAAUACGAAGUGGAGGGCUUCCUGGAAAAGAAUCGCGAUGCCGUGCCGGACGAGCAUCUCACGCUUCUCGGCGCCACAACGAGCAACUUCCUCAAGGAGGUCCUCGAGACGGCCACGCAGCUCGCUAACGCCGCCAAGGAGCAGCCGUCUGCGACCGCUGCUGACGGAGAGAAGACAGCUGCUGCUGCUGCGGUCCGUCGCCCGGGCGCAGGCAUCGUCAAGAAGCCGACGCUCGGAUCACAGUUCAAGGCGAGCUUGGUAUCGCUCAUGACCACGAUUGAUGCGACCAACGUCCACUAUAUCCGCUGCAUUAAGCCCAACGAGGCCAAGAGGGCCUGGGAGGUCGAGCCGCAGAACGUCCUCGGUCAGCUACGAGCCUGCGGUGUGCUCGAGACGAUCCGUAUCUCGUGCGCCGGGUACCCUUCGCGCUGGACUUUCGCCGAUUUCGCAGAGCGCUAUUACAUGCUGGUCCCCUCGGCUCAUUGGGACAUGACCAGUCUCGAGAAGGCCAAGGAGCUCGCGGCGUAUAUCCUCAAGACUUGCGUAGAUGACGCAGACAAGUACCAGAUUGGUCUCAACAAGAUCUUCUUCCGCGCCGGCAUGCUGGCACAAUUUGAGCAGCGUCGUGGUGACCGACUCAAGAGCCUCGUAACGCUCAUUCAGAAGAACUUGCGCCGCAACAUACAGAUGCGCAAAUACGGCACCAUGCGAUCUUCAAGUGUCAAGCUUCAGUCCUGGUGGAGAAUGCAGGCGGCCAAGAAGCAGGUCAAUGGCAUGCGCCAGCAGAAAGCAGCCGUGCUUCUCCAGACGGCCUUGCGCGCUUGGCUCGCCCAGCAGUCGUACCGCCAGACCCUCGCAGCCGUUGUGCGCAUCCAGUCUCUGGCUCGUGGCAGGGCAACUCGCUCCAGGUUUGCCGACACCCGCGUCACUUCGGCCGCUGUACGCCUGCAAAGCCUCUUCCGAGGUUUGCUCGCCCGACGUCAAUUCCUGUCCCAGCGUAAGGGCAUCGUACUUCUCCAAUCCCUGCACCGCCGCCGCCUCGCAAAGCGCGAACUCAUCAGCCUACGCAACGAGGCCAAGUCCGCCAAGCACUUCAAGGAGGUCACGUACAAGCUCGAGAACAAGGUCGUCGAGCUCACUCAAAACCUGCAGAAGCGCACAAAGGAGAACAAGGAGCUCGUUGCGCGUGUGCGAGCCUUGGAGGCAAGCAUUGCAGAGUGGCAGGGCAAGCACGAGGAGUUGGAUGUCAAGUCGAGAGGACUACAAACCGAGCUGGACAAGCCGAGCGUUCCAUUGCCAGAGUUUGAGGCCCUCAUCGCCGCGAAGAAGCAGUUGGACGAGCAGCACGACGCGGCGAGGCGGCAGAUUACGGUCCAUGAGGAGAAGAUCGCUGGCCUUGAGGAGGAGGUACGACGUGGCGCGGAGGAGCUCGAGGCUAGGGAAAGUGCCCUGAGCAAGCGCGAGGACGAGGACAAUACCACUGCGACUUCCCUUCGUGCGGAGAUCAGCAAGCUGCGCGAGGAGCUCGCCCGCGCUCAUUCUCUUGCGCAGCUCAGUGGUACAAGCAAUGGUGAGCCCGCAGGUGGCGCCGCAGCUACACGCGACUUCAACGGCUUGUACGAUCUCACGAUGGGCAAGGAGCCUACUAGCGCGACGACUGCCAACGGCAGCGGUCGGCGAGCACAACGUCCGCGCUCGGCGGACGUUGCACCUGGUGGUAAUGUGCGCAAAGCUCAAGCGGCCGCCAAUCGUCACGUCUCCGUCAUGCCACCUCAGCAGCUUAUGGACCGCGACGAGGAUGCCGUCGUGGAGGAGAUUGAGUCCAUCCUGCUUGACGAGGCUCAGCUGGACGAGGACCUUCUGCAAGGCCUCAUCCAACAGCUCCGUGUGCCCAUGGGCGACGACAUUUCGCCCAAGGAGUGCCUCUUCCCUUCGCACCUCAUCGCAUUGGUUCUCAACGAGUACUGGCUGCGCAGCAUGAUCCGCCCCUCAGAGCGCGUGUUGGCGAACGUGAUGCAGACGAUCCAGACGCACGUCAUGAGCUUGGAGGGAGACGAGCUGGUUACGCAGGCCAUCUACUGGAUCUCGAAUGUCCACGAGCUCCUGUCGUUCGUCUCUGUUGCAGAGAGCGACCUCCUUGCAGGCAUAACGCCCGGGGACAAUGACCAAGCAUUUGGCGACUAUGAGCGCCUCAUCGUGCUGGCAAAGCACGAUCUCGAGUCGCUGGAGUACAACAUCUACCACACUCUCAUCGACAACACCAAGCGUCGCCUCCACAAGAUGGUCGUGCCAGCCGUCAUUGAGUCGCAGUCGCUUCCCGGUUUCAUCGAGAACUCGAGCGGUCGUCUGUUCAAUCGUCUCAUCUCGAGCGCGACCAACGCUGCACCGGCCUAUACGAUGGAUGACGUGCUCAAUAUCCUCAACACAGUCUGGCGCGCCCUCAAGACGUAUUACCUCGAGGCUGCCGUGGUUCACCAGGUGGUCACAGAGCUCAUGCGCCUCAUCAACUCGACGGCAUUCAAUGACCUGGUGCUGCGUCGCAGCUUCUGCUCGUGGAAACGGGCGAUGCAGAUUCAGUACAACAUCACGCGUAUCGAGGAGUGGUGCAAGACCAAGGGUAUCCCAGAGGCGAUGCUCCAGCUUGAGCACCUUUCCCAGUCGGUUAAGCUGUUGCAACUGAAGAAGAGCACCGUCGACGACGUGAGCAUCAUCUUCGAUGUCUCUUGGAUUCUUUCCCCCUCGCAGAUCCACAAGCUCCUCGCCUCCUACCACACGGCAGAGUACGAGCAGCCGAUCUCGCAGGAGAUCCUCAAGGCAGCUGCAGCGAGGGUUGUGCCAAACGAUAGGAACGAUCACUUGCUCCUCCCGCCAGAGGUGGAUGAGGCUGGUCCGUAUGAACUACCGAUGCCGAGGGAGGUGACGGGGAUCGAGACGUACAUUCCGUCAUUUAUUCAGGCGCCGAGCUUGAGAAAGCUAAGCUCCUUGGUUGCGUGA